Molecule: messenger RNA, 948 nt
Organism: Beauveria bassiana ARSEF 2860
Lineage: Eukaryota; Fungi; Ascomycota; Sordariomycetes; Hypocreales; Cordycipitaceae
Product: oxidoreductase, short-chain dehydrogenase/reductase family
Exons: 2
Coding region: 1-948 (315 amino acids)
Source: RefSeq, a predicted model, not a curated record
AUGUGUACCUUUAGCGGCUAUAACCCGGAUACUGAGAUCCCCGAUCUCGCGGGGAAGGUCUUCCUCAUCACCGGAGGCACAAAUGGCAUCGGAAAGACUGCCGUUCAGGAGCUCGCCAAGCACAACCCCGCACACAUUUACUUUACCGGGCGCAACCAGCAGGCCGCCGACGCGCUGCUCGCUUCCCUGCCCGCGGGUGCGGCCGCCACCUUCAUGCCUUGCGACAUGGCCUCGCUCGCCAGCAUACGGCAGGCCGCCGCGUCGUUUACCUCGCCGCGGCUCGACGUCUUCAUAGCCAACGCGGGCGUCAUGGCGACGCCGCCCGGGCUGACGCAGGACGGAUACGAAUACCAGUUUGGCGUCAACCACGUGGGCAAUAUGGCGCUGCUACUGCGGUUGCUGCCUGUCAUGCGGGCGACGGCGGCGGCGCAGGCGAGCUCGAGCGGCGACAGUAGCAGCAGCGCCGACGUGCGCUUCGUGGCGCUCACAUCGCUGGGGUACCGCGCGCACCCGCCGGCGGGCGUGGAGCUGGCGAGCGUGCGUACGACGCAGGAAGGCUUCUCCAUGGGCACGUGGGCACGUUACGGGCAGUCCAAGCUAGCGAAUAUUCUGACGGCGCGGGAGCUGGCGCGUCGCUGCCCCGAAAUUACGUGCGUUUGCGUACACCCGGGCGUCGUCAAGACGGGGCUCGUCACGGAGCUGGGGUACUGGGAGAAGAUGCUCGUAUACGUGACGAACCCGGACGGGCUGAUGACGCCGAGACAGGGCUGCUACAACACCGUCUGGGCGGCGACGGGAAGGGGCGUCAGGGAGGCGGUGGCCGAGGGUAAGGUGGCGUUUUUCGAGCCGGUGAGGACGCCGAAUGAAGGUGACGCCAAGUGUUGGGAUGAUGAGCUGGCCAAGGAGUUGUGGGAAUGGACGGAACGUGAAGUCGGCGUCAGGGCGUAG